GCUUAUAAUAAUUUGGUCUAAUAAAAAUGAAUGUAGUUUCCCGCGUUGUUGAAUUAAGAGCAACAAAUGAGAAUGUGGAUUGAGGAAUGAUCGGCAAUCUGUUAUGGCGCCAAUUCAUAAACCCUCAUCGGCGUCAUCCACUUGUAUUAAUUCGUUUAUUCUCCGAUCAACAAUCUCAAUCCCAAUACAUCCAACUCUCUCAACAGAUGUGCGAAUCGAUGCAAGUUUGUUCCUCCACACCCACUGCUCGAAAGCUUCACGCGCAACUCAUCUCCACAGGAUUAUGCUUUUCCAUUUUCCUUCAAAACCACCUCCUCCAUAUGUACUUCAACUGUCACUCUCUCCAUGACGCUACCCUUGUUUUUUCUGCCAUGGAAUUUCCCAAUGUUUUUACCUAUAAUACCAUGAUCACUGGGUUAGGUAAUGCGGGUACCAUAGGGAAGGCCAAGGAGGUGUUUGAUCAAAUGCCUCACAGAGAUUCCGUUUCUUGGAACUCUAUGAUGUCUGCUUAUUUCAGAAAUGGCAAGUAUGAGGAUGUUCUCGAGGUGUUUGUUUUCAUGUUUCGGAACUUUACAUGUUUCAUUAACUUGCUCUCCUUCUCUUGUGCCAUGAAGGCUUGUGGUGCUCUUGCUUGUUUCAGGUGGGCUUCUCAGUUACAUGGUAUUGCGGAGAAAUUUGAUUUUGGAAGAGCCAACUUGUCGAUUCGAAUUUCAGUGCUGGACAUGUAUAUUAAGUCUGGUAAGAUUAGCCAUGCAGAGAAAGUAUUUUUGAGCAUCCCAAAUCCGAGUUUAUUUUGCUUCAAUAGUAUGCUUUACGGCUAUUCUAAUUCUUAUGGGAUUGGAAAGGCUCUCAACUUAUUCAACCGAAUGCCAGAACGUGACAAUGUGUCUUGGAGCACAAUGAUUUCUGUACUCUCGCAGCAUGGAUUAAGUGUUCCUUCUCUCAGUAUGUUUAUUGAUAUGUGUACUCAAGGUUUUAGACCCAAUUCCAUGACAUUUGCUUGCGUUCUCGGUGCAUGCACCAGCAUUUGUGAUAUAAAAUGGGGUACUCAUAUACAUGCUUGGAUGGUGAGAAUGGGAACCAUCAUUGAUGUUUAUGUUGGUAAUGGUCUCGUUGAUAUGUAUGCAAAAUUUGGGCGUUUAGACUUAGCUAGGCGGGUUUUUAACAGCUUAAUUGAGCAUAAUGCAGUUUCAUGGACUUCUUUGAUUAAUGGAACUGCACACUGUGGGAAUGAAGAAGAAGCACUGCUGCUAUUUAAUCAAAUGAGGCAGAUUCCUAUUGCCUUGGAUGAGUUUACUCUUGCUAUAAUUCUUAAAGUUUGCUCCCAUCCGAACUCUGUUUUUAUUGGCUCACAACUUCAUGCAAUCACUAUUAAGACUGGGAUGGCUUCCUUUGUUACCGUGGGGAAUUCUCUUAUAACAAUGUACUCGAAAUGUGAUGAUCCUCAGAAAGCAAUUUCUGUGUCUGAAAUGAUGAAGGUCAGAAAUAUAAUAACCUGGACAGCUAUGAUAAACGCAUUCUCUAAAGCAGGUGAUGUUAAAAAUGCACAGGCUUGUUUUGAGAAAACUCCCGACUGUAAUGUCAUAACUUGGAACUCCAUGAUAAGCAUGUAUAUUCAGCAUGGCUUUUGGGAAUGCAGUCUCAAAUUGUAUGUGCAAAUGCAAAGGGAACGCAUUAUUCCAGAUGACAUAACCUUUGCAACUUCAAUCAGUGCUUGUGCUGACUUAGCAAUGUUAAAACUUGGAACACAAAUCAUAGUGCAGGCUGAAAAACUAGGGUUUGGAUCUGAUGUUUCAGUUGCGAAUAGUGUUGUUACCAUGUAUUCAAGGUGUGGACAAAUUGACGAAGCACAGAAAGUUUUUGACUUAAUAAGUAUGAAAAAUUUAGUUUCUUGGAAUUCAAUGAUAGCUGGAUAUGCUCAGAAUGGUCAUGGCAGGAUAGCAAUAGAGAUUUUUAAGAGUAUGUUAAGGAUGGAAUACAAACCUGAUCAUAUCACCUAUAUAUCUGUUUUAUCAGGUUGUAGCUAUGCAGGCCUUGUAACGGAAGGGAAACAUUAUUUCGAUUCUAUGACUAAGGAUUAUGGCAUCUUGCCAACUCAUGAACAUUUUACAUGCAUGGUAGACCUACUUGGAAGGGCUGGAUUGCUGGAGCAGGCCAAAACUUUGAUCAAAGAAAUGCCUUUUAUGCCAAAUGUUGAUGUUUUGGGGGCUCUGCUCAGUGCUUGCAAGAUCCAUUGGAACUCAAAAUUAGCAGAAUUUGCAGCGAAGAACUUGCUUGAAUUGGAUGUGGAUAAAUCUGGGGGUUGCAUACUUCUAGCGCAUAUAUAUUCAGAUUGUGGCAAAUUGGAAGAUGUUGCAGAUAUCAGAAAAUUGAUAAAAGAUAAAGGGAUCCAGAAAAAUCCUGGUUAUAGCUGGAUAGAGGUUGAUAACCAGGUAAAUGUGUUUGCUGUAAAUGAGACAAAUCACCCGCGUAUCAAGGAAAUAUGGACAAUGAUAGAUGUUGUUGUUGAUGCAUUACUUUUGAAUGUUCAAGUGGAUGAAUUUAGUGCAGAAUGAGCACCUAAACUGCAGAGUAACAGUGUGGAGAUAAGAGUCUGAGAAGCUCUUGAAGGUAAUAUCAAGUUGGAAUGGCUCACAGCUCACAAAAGGAAAGAAUGUCACUGUUUCAUAAUUUUGUCAAAAGGUGCAUCAACAUCUGCAGGAAGGAGGUGUGCUCCUUGAAUCUAAAUCGAAAUUGAUUGGACCUACGAAGCUCUUUUUUUUUUGUCGAAACCUAAGAAGCUCAUUGAUGCUACAAUUUCAGGUAUGUGCCUCGAGAUACAUAUUAUUAUACUGCAAUUAUUUUUGCCCGCUCUAGGAGCCAUAACAGUAACAGGCUUGCUUGGGUUGAUAGUCUCCAAGACAGUUUGCUGUCAUAACUGUCAACUUAUUAUGUAAUUGCAAUUAUCCUAAUGCAUUUGCAUUUCAUAAUUUCAAGAAACAUCUUUCACUUUUGGAGAUUUUUAUGGAGAUGGAAGAAGGAUCAAUCUGUUAUCGAGCACUUCCACUUCCUCAGAUUUGAUGCCACAUUCUAGUGCUUGUUGAAUAGUUGAGAACUUUAUUUUGCAUUAUUAACAAAAUUCAACAGAAGGUACAUAGUGACAAAUGCAACAAAUCCCAUAUACUUAAGAUGUGUACUUUUAGAUUUUUUUUUAAAAUGGCUAUUUACUUACUGGCAUCCAACAAUAAAGCUUCAUCAAUGCUCCGCACUAUGCUCUAGCUCCAGUCUUUUAACUCUCAGCUUGCUGUGUGCAGGAAUAUUGUAAAUAAAUUUCAAGAACAAGAUCACUCUUGCAUUUAUCUACUUUGUGAACUUUACAUCCGGAUUUCUCAUCGGUUUGAGCCACAUGUCAGCCAUUAUUCUUGAGGAAAUGCUCCACAGCAGAUCUUGCCCCUUUACCAACACAUGUUUUCCCCUUUUCCCCCCCUUUGCCAGUCCAUAUGCCACCAGCCAAUGCAUUGCAGUCAGCCUAUGCCUCUCUGUAUCCCAGAUAUUCCUUUUUCCUCCCGUCCUCAGCUUCAAGCCACCAACAUGCAAACUUGUCACCUUAAAUUUAUUUUCCUCAUCAAUCAUUUCUUCCUUGAUAUCAGCGCAUGUUGCAUGAAUAAGUGCUACAACGGGACCUCCAACUGCCUCAUAUUGCCUUAAGGGAUCCCGUAGCUGGACUACCACUGCCAUGGUGAUUGAUGCUGGGUCCCCCGACUCACUAUCAGAAGUAGAUGAGCUGUAAUUUUUGAUCCAGUCCUCGAGUGGAAUGGCUGAAACCAGAGGUUGAUGUUGUUCUUUUUCACCUGUUCUUGUUUUUUCAGAGAGCGGAGAGACUUCAAAUGGUGCCUCUUCCUCUGCCAUUCCUGCCUGAAUUUUCAAGGCCUCAACUGACAUCGCCUCAAUCUUCUGCAAUGAGAAUGCCAAAAUUUCCUCUGCUGUCAAUGGCUUUUCAUCAACACUCCAAAUUCCUGUUGUAACCCUCUCUUUUCUACCUGUAUUCAUUGCAGUAGCCAUGGUUUUUACUGAAGCAAUGGUACGAGCAGCUCUUGAACUAGCACCUUCUUUGUUUCUCCCUUGGAUGAUUGCCGAAGCAAUGCCUUCAAAAGCUAUCUGUUCUGCAGUUUUCCCUAUCAGUUCCUCCACGGGCAUCAGCGACAAGAUUUCAGAGCUGAGUUCCUCAAAACCAAUAGCUGCCAUUUGUUGAAAUAAUUCAAACCCACUUUGGGAUUUGUUUGCCGGUAUUACAAUUGGUUUUGAUAGCUGCAUAGCUAACGUUGGAGGGUCUUUCUUUGCAACAAUAGUAUUCAGAGGAUUCAUGGCUGCCAAAUAGCCUCCAUUCCUAGUUUGCACUACACAACCUAAUCCCUUGCCAAGAUCAGAGACGUACACUUUUGAGUCAGCCUCUGUGGAAUCAUCAGCUUCCCCAAGUUGGAAAGAGGAAACUUCGAAUCUGUAUGUAUCGAGCUCUUCAUCCUCAAGCAUAUCAAGAAAUUCUCUGGUUACUGUCUCUUCAUCAGCUUCUAGUUUAUGCGACUCACUUUCAUUCUCUGUUUUAACUAAAUUUUCUUCUCCCAUCUUAGAUUCAAGUGCCUUUAUCUGCUGAGCAAUAGAAUCAAGCUCCGUUAACCUGGUAAGAUGUACCUGAUCAUCGUGCACGAUCUCCUUAACAACCUCACUGGAUGCUGACUUCACUUCAACAUUUUCUUCAGACCCUCCGUCCCCAAUCUCUUCUUUCUCUUGAAUCUCGACUCCUUUAUCCACAACAUCAAAGUCUGGAAGUUCAAGCUCUUCAAUCUUUGGUUCUGGAUCCUUCGGUUUCUGAACUGAGGAAGGUGGGGCAGGAAGUGGUGCUGGCUCAUCAAGGUUCAAGUCGUCCAUUCCUUGAAGAUCUACUGCUGGUUUUGACUGUGAAGGAGUCCAAGCUUCGCUUCGACUUGACAUUCUCGGACUUGGGACACUGAAUGAUGUUUUAGACUGUUUACGACCAAAAGAAGAAGUGAAGUUUUUCGAUUUACUUGAUUUAAAUCCGUCAGCAUAAAUAUCAAUACCUCCUUCCUUCUCCAUAAUCUGAAAUCCCAAUUUCAGAACAAGUUCUCCACCUUUUGCCUUUCCUGACAGGUUGAAACUGGUAUCCCACUGCCGAAUCCGGGUACCUUCUUGAUUCUUCUCCAUAGAUUCCUGAAUCAGAUGGCUUAAAUCGACAGGACCUCUACCGAAAUCAAGCUCUUCAGCGUCAACUGCAAAAACAUAAAUCCAGAAUGGGCGCGGCUCAAAUUUUAACUGCUUUCCAUUGCCUGGAGUGCAGUACACGUGACACUUGAAGAAAAGGGUUUCUUCGAAAUCAGCAGCUCCCUGUGAAACUCUCGAUGGCAUAGUGUGUACUGCUCCAUCUUUAGUUUCUUUCUUCCUAAUACAAACAGAAAGGCGGAGGCCAUUCAUUGAAGCAGGAAGACCCUGGACAGCAACAACUUCUACAGAGAACAAACAGCUGAGUUUCUGCAUCCCAAUAUGAGAAAGAGCGCGAAUUGGUUUCCAGUUCCAAAUCCCCUUUUUCUCCGAGGAAGCUGUUGUGUCAUCCAGUUUCUUAGUGUCUGUUCGAUUGGAUGGCUUUGCUCGAUCACUCGGUGCAUUGUCGUCAGGCUGGGGCCUAGAACGCCAUGGAGACAAGGACAUGCGCCUGGAGCGAGGCCUGGAGGCGGAUUUGUCAUCAGGCUUGGAAGUGGUAAUCUCAGCGAGAGAAGUUAGCGCCGGAACUGAAGUACGAGGAAGUGCAAGGGAAGCAGGUCUUCUGUUGGUGGUGGCAGUAUGAGUUUGGUAGAGAGAGAGACUGAGUUCUUCAAGUUCAUCCAAAAGCUGAGUAUUGGAAUUCCUCCUGUCGGAGGAUUGUGGUGCUGCCAUAAGUUGGAAGCGAUGAAAAGAAAAAUCCAGGUAUUGCAGGGAAGAGUAUCUGUUGCAGAUGAAUUAGAGGAUAAGGGAUUUGUUCGGAAGUUUAUGAGGUGGAGAAUAUAAUAACGUUUGGGUUAUAGUUAUGGUGCUUGGUGCAAAAUGUGGCCACGGAUAAGAGAAGAAGGAGAUUGAAGAAGAAGCAACUGAAGUUCUCCGGCAUGAUUCCCUAAACUAGAGUCGGAAAUUUUGUUUUCGGAGCUCGUGGUAUCAGACCAAGCCUUAGCACAUUCAAUGCGCUCUGCUGCUACCUUUGUCAUCAUGAAACGAUUUGAGCGCAUCAGCUGUGGAAAUAGAAUGCACAGUUUCAUACAAUUCCUGGAAUUGAUUUCUCCUUUCUUGUGUUUCAAUCAGACUCGCUUUCAGUCCAUCCGGAAGACAGGCAAAUGCACUUGUAAAAAGAAAGAGAGGAUGAAUUUGAAGAAUUCAUAACAAUCUACACUAGUAAUAUAUUAAAUGAAUUUUUAAUGAGCUU
This is a messenger RNA of Mercurialis annua (annual mercury), 6445 nucleotides long. Its product is annotated as pentatricopeptide repeat-containing protein At2g13600-like. Gene Ontology annotation, biological process: RNA modification. The coding region runs from base 87 to 2555 and encodes 822 amino acids. The record is from RefSeq and is a predicted model, not a curated record. Lineage: Eukaryota; Viridiplantae; Streptophyta; Magnoliopsida; Malpighiales; Euphorbiaceae. Gene Ontology annotation, molecular function: RNA binding; protein binding. The transcript has 2 exons.